GCAAAAGAUACAAAGUGGAAGAUCAUCUACUACCUCCAGUUUAUCCUGAACAUCAUAUCUGUAUAAGAAGAGAGGAAGGAUAUAUUAUUGAUACACACACAGAUUGUUGCACAGUGAAAGACCAAGUAACUCAUAAAAACUUUAAAAAUCAUAAUGUCACCAAGGAAAAGAAGAGGCACAGGGAAAAGAAAAAUCUGCACCAUGUGAAGAAUCCAGCGCCCACCGGCUUCAAAGGCGCUAUGAAUCAAUCGGCCGCUGUCUUUAUCUAUUGCCCCCCACCGCCCAGGUGCAGACCAGGAUGCUUCUGCAAUCUGCAUCGUGUCGGGCACCUGCCUAAUUUAGCUAUCAAUCAAGGCCCUAAAAUCAAACGUCCAUUGGCUUUAUCUCUUGUCCCCACAGCAUGCAGGCUGUUUUCAUUGGUUAGGGUCCUCCGGAAAUUUGCACCUGGUGGGGAGACCAGCGGAUUCUUGUGACCCAUUUCAAUUGUUGAAGUCAUGACAUGUAUAGACAGCACGUCUAGGCUGGUUCUGGGAACCGAAAAGAUCCAUGAUGUCAGAUAAACAGGCUAAUAUAAUAAGAAUGUCUACUACUCGAUUUGGGAAUACUGAAAUGAAUAUCAACAACAAUUGUCUGGCCUCAACAGCAUGAAUGCACAAGGUCAUCGGAUGAACAGAAGGAAAAUCAACAAAGGCGUACUGCAUGUGCAGGGUGCUGCAAAUGAAUUCAUAGCGAAUAAAGAGAAAAGGAAAAGCAGGUGCACAGCGUGUGAGAUGUAUGCAUCAAAGGAAUGGACUAAGGAAUAAAGAGAGAGUUAAAGAGGACUAUAUAAUAAUAGACACACCUGCUAGGCAAAGAGGCAAGAUUAGUUCAUACCUCGGCGGCACGGUUUUCCCCAACAUUGUAGCAAGAUCCUCCCAUGGCCCAACCAAAUGCCGGCAAUGACCUGUCGCCCCCGACGAUCCAGUGCUCAGAUGAUGAGGUGAAGGAUUUUCUUAAUUUUGUCAAAGCAGCGAAUGCAAAUCUGCGCCUCUCCAAUGCGCUCAUGGUCGCCAAUGCCGUCCUUGUGACAAUCAUGGUGGUGGUGGGCUCAUCAGGCCGGCGCUAUCGACACGCAGCGGUGACACGCUUCGUUUUCCUGGGAGCAUCCACACUGUACCUCCCCAUCAUCUCCUAUGUCGUCUCCUCCAUUGGCAAGGAAGACUGUGGCACAUGCAAGUACAACCUGAAAAUAUUGUGCCAUGGCAGGUCAUACUUGGCUUUGCUCCUGAUAUGGUCAGUUCUUGUCCAGAUUGUCGGGACAAAUACCAGCGCACUAGUUGCAUCUGCUGACGACAACCACAAGCUCGGACCCUCAAUCGAGUUGCUUGCUCGCACGGUCUGGACAUCAUACCUCGUGUUCUACUACUCGCAUUAUGGCUUCCUCACUGCAAGAGGGAAAGAGGAUUACAAGGCGGACCUGGACAAGGGAAUCGAUUACGACCUUGCGUCAAUGUUCCUCAUUGUUCUCUGUCUUCUCAGUCUUGCAAAGAUAAUGCUCAAGUUUUAUGCAUUUCAGAAAGCAAUUCAAUCUGUCGCCCUUGGGCUCAAUUCUCGUCUCAUUGCUGGAUACACGCAGAAAUUGCUAGCUGAUGAGAGCUGUCGCAGAUCAAUUCUCCCCCCACUUAUAGUGAUGGGGGAAGACAAACAGAAAAUUGAGGAAACGCCUCAUGGGUAUAGCAUCAAGGAAAGGAACAGCAGCUUGGUCACAGUCGACAUGGUUUGGGAGAUGACCAGCGACGCACUUCUGAUCCCUCGACCCUGGCUCAAGGAUCUAUGCCUCUCAUUUGCAUUGUUCAAGCUGCUUAGACGUCGGUUUGAAAUGACACAUAUUGUUGAUCCCACCAAAGCCUUCAGUUUCGUCUUGGAAGUGCUCCUCAACAGCAGCAGCCCUGAGAGGGUGUUUAGUGUGAUUGCAGAUGAGAUCUCCUUUGUGCUUGAUUCCUACUAUUCCUCCCUCCCCACUUCCAACUUUGGUAGGCUGCUGCCAGUUCUUAAUAUCAUCAUCUCCCUCUCCAUUAUAAUCUGGUGCUUGUUUGGGUGUGCUAUACCACACCGUUACAGCGUCCACUACCCCGGUCAGAUAUUCUGCACUCCGCACCCUUCAUCGUGCACGAUUCCAUCUCACUACCUGAAUUAUGACAUGGGCAGCAGAAUAGCAUUUGGAAACAUAAUCUACAACGUCUUGCCCACAUUCUCCCUUUUGGCAGUUGUCAUAAUCGCAGAAGCAUGGGAGAUCACAUCCUACUUGUGCUCCAACUGGAUCAAGGUGACCAUACUCUGCAGCUACAUAACCCAGCCUUCCUGGCAGAGGUCUCCUCGCAUGCAGAGAUGGCUUGGUCUUAUAUUGGAACUAAGAAUCAAAUUCAGAAGGAGCUGGAACGACCGCAUGGGUCAGGUGUCACUGAUACCUGCAAAUCACCAACAGCUGAAAAUGCGGCAUGGCCUGAGCUGGCUCUCCCUUCGUUUCUCAAAUCCAAGGAUCCAGCAUGUCCAAGUGCCAUCAGCGGUGAAGGCUGCCAUUGUCGAUGCGCUGAGGAGCAGCAAUGGUCGCCUAAGCAGAGGCAUGGCUGCACUCCGAAAUAGCAGUAUAGGAGAUCGCCUCCUGUGGGUGUGCGAAGGAGAAGGGACAUCUGAUGUGAUCCUCGCGUGGCACAUCGCCACCAGCAUCUUCGAGGCCAGGCACGGUGGAGCCUCCUCAACCAAGAGAACCGUCGCAAUUCAUCUGUCUCAGUACUGUGUUUACUUGAUGGCAACCGCUCCAGAGCUCCUUCCAGAUGACAAGGCAUGGUCCAAGAAACAGUACGAGACCAUUAGCAAGGAUAUUGAGCGUGUUCUUGCUGGCGACGAGCCAACGGAGGACGAGAGCAUGGUCGCGCUUUUGAACGAGAAGUCCGAGUAUGAGGUAGUCAAGAGAGGGGUGAAGCUGGGGAAGCAGCUGCUAGAAUUGGCUACAGAUGAUGAGGCAGGGUGGGCACUCUUGGCCAGCUUCUGGUCUGAGAUGGUACUGUACAUUGCUCCCUCAGAUAGCCUCAAGGCGCCCCACAAGAAGGCGAUAGCCCGUGGUACCGAGCCGCUGACACUCAUAUGGGCUUUGCUGACGCACGCUGGGAUCAUCAGUAGGCCAAACAUCCACACUGCUGUUUAGGUGCUUGUAUUUCAAGCUUGGUAUUAUGUGUGACUGUAGCUAUUUGUUCCCCUUUGUUUGUUUCUUUCCAAGAAUGUGCAAUGCUCUUGUUUCAUUAAGGCGCUCCCUUUGUUUGUUUGGCAAUGCUGAGUGGGUGUAUUAUGUGUAACCGUAUCCAUUUGUUUCCCAUGUAUCAUAUUGCUCCUUUACUAUGCCCAAUCACCCAGGACA
This is a messenger RNA of Panicum virgatum (switchgrass), 3394 nucleotides long. RefSeq lists its product as uncharacterized. The coding region runs from base 917 to 3184 and encodes 755 amino acids. Lineage: Eukaryota; Viridiplantae; Streptophyta; Magnoliopsida; Poales; Poaceae. The transcript is spliced from 2 exons. The record is from RefSeq and is a predicted model, not a curated record.